CCGUGCUCCCUCCCUCCUCUCUCGCUCUCCCUCUCCUCUCCUGCUAUAGAGGGCUCCAACAGCAGUUCCCAGCCAGUGUGUUCAGCCUGCCUGCCUGCCUCUGUGUGUGUGUGCGCGCGAGCGUGUGCGUGCGUCUACUUUGUACUGUGAAGAACACAGCCCAUGUGCUCUGCAUGGACGUUACUGAUAGUCUGUUUAGCUUGAUUUUCGACAAGCAGGCAAGAUGUCCAGCACACCACAUGACCCCUUCUAUUCUUCUCCUUUCGGCCCAUUUUAUAGGAGGCAUACACCAUACAUGGUACAGCCAGAGUACCGAGUCUAUGAGAUGAACAAGAGACUGCAGUCUCGUACAGAGGAUAGCGACAACCUCUGGUGGGAUGCAUUUGCCACUGAGUUUUUUGAAGAUGACGCCACAUUAACCCUUUCAUUUUGUUUGGAAGAUGGACCAAAGCGAUACACUAUCGGCAGGACCCUCAUCCCCCGUUACUUUAGCACUGUGUUUGAAGGAGGGGUGACCGACCUGUAUUACAUUCUCAAACACUCGAAAGAAUCAUACCACAACUCGUCCAUCACAGUGGACUGUGACCAGUGUGCCAUGGUCACCCAGCACGGGAAGCCCAUGUUUACCAAGGUAUGUACAGAAGGCAGACUGAUCUUGGAGUUCACCUUUGAUGAUCUCAUGAGAAUAAAAACAUGGCACUUUACCAUUAGACAAUACAGAGAGUUAGUUCCAAGAAGCAUUCUAGCCAUGCAUGCACAAGAUCCUCAGGUCCUGGAUCAGCUGUCCAAAAACAUCACCAGGAUGGGGCUAACGAAUUUCACCCUCAACUACCUCAGGUUGUGUGUAAUACUGGAGCCAAUGCAGGAACUGAUGUCAAGACAUAAAACUUACAACCUCAGUCCACGAGACUGCCUGAAGACCUGUUUGUUUCAGAAGUGGCAGCGGAUGGUGGCACCGCCAGCAGAACCCACAAGGCAACCGACAACUAAACGGAGAAAAAGGAAAAACUCUACCAGCAGCACUUCUAACAGCAGUGCUGGGAACAACGCAAACAGCACCGGCAGCAAGAAGAAGACCCCAGCUGCAAACCUGAGUCUGUCCAGUCAGGUACCUCAGGGGCUAGGAGCCAUCCCGAACUGCAGCCUCAACCCUGGGAGGGAUGGAGACCUGUGUCAUUCAACAGCAGUGACCCCUUCUGGCCAAUUUAAGGAGAAGCAUUGAGGGGCCCUGAAAGGAGUCACUUCCAGUCCUCCUCAGAGAUUGCUAGCAUUGCUCGUUCUCCGGUGUCAGGCUGCACACUAAGGACAUAAACGCGCAUGGUUGUUACACGUCAGGAGGCAGUGCUUAUUUCCUGUAGAAAUCACAUGUGCGUCUCGGCCCCGGUGUACAGUACACGAGUGUGUCUGCCCUAGGCCCCCAGCACCUCCCACUAGUGUUUUAAGCUGAGCUUCUCUCUCCCAAGGUUUCCCUGUAAUAAUGUCAGCUGCUGUCCACAGGAUGUGAUGGUGGUAGGAGAGCCAACUCUGAUGGGAGGUGAGUUUGGGGACGAGGACGAAAGGCUAAUCACUAGAUUAGAAAACACGCAGUAUGAUGCGGCCAACGGCAUGGACGACGAGGAAGACUUCAACAGUUCACC
Molecule: messenger RNA, 1637 nt
Organism: Manis javanica (Malayan pangolin)
Lineage: Eukaryota; Metazoa; Chordata; Mammalia; Pholidota; Manidae
Gene: LDB2
Product: LIM domain binding 2
Source: RefSeq, a predicted model, not a curated record